Messenger RNA from Pseudophryne corroboree (corroboree frog), 3853 nucleotides. It is a transcript of the gene CTCF, whose product is annotated as CCCTC-binding factor. The transcript is spliced from 11 exons. Gene Ontology annotation, cellular component: nucleus. Lineage: Eukaryota; Metazoa; Chordata; Amphibia; Anura; Myobatrachidae. Gene Ontology annotation, biological process: regulation of DNA-templated transcription. Bases 311 to 2512 code for a protein of 733 amino acids. Gene Ontology annotation, molecular function: DNA-binding transcription factor activity, RNA polymerase II-specific; RNA polymerase II cis-regulatory region sequence-specific DNA binding. The record is from RefSeq and is a predicted model, not a curated record.
GAAACAGCAAGCAACCCAAGCGCCGCAGAGUCUCAGGCAGCCCAGCUCCCGGCCCGCCGAGUGAUUCUGUACAGAGGAGUCGGUAGACUACAACUCCCGACAGCCCCAGUUCCCGCCCAAGACACGCAUGCGCUCUGUCUACUGAUGCCGCCAUUUUGUGAAGCAGGGCUCGGAGUGAUUAAACGGUGAGCUGGUUUCCAUCGGGCGCCUCCGGUCCUGUUCCCCGCUGGCACUGUAAUCUGGAUCACUGGAAUCUGUCUGAAAAGCAGAAAAAAACUGAGAAAAAGCAGCCCGGGGGAGUUCGUUUAAAAUGGAAGGGGAAAUGGCAGAAGCCAUUGAAGAUUCGGAGUCCUUUAUGAAAAGGAAGGAAACAAAAACCUAUCAGAGACGUCGAGAUGGAGGUGGAGAUGAAGAUGGCUGUGUUAUAAUGCAAAGUCAGGCUGAAGUUGGUGAUGUUAAUAGCAAUGUUCAAAUGGUUAUGAUGGAACAGCUUGAUCCGACAAUCCUGCAGAUGAAAACUGAGGUACUGGAAGGUGUAGUUCCCCAAGAUGGAGAUUCUACUGUGGAUGAUACACAGAUUAUAACUUUGCAAGUUGUUAAUAUGGAGGAACAGCCAAUUAACCUGGGAGAACUUCAACUUGUCCAGGUGCCUGUAGCUGUUCCUGUUUCUGCUACAUCUGUUGGGGAGCUUCAUGCAGUUUAUGAGAAUGAGGUGUCCAAAGAAGGCCUUCCAGAAGGAGAGCCUAUGAUCUGUCACACAUUGCCUCUCCCAGAGGGCUUCCAGGUUGUUAAGGUUGGGGCAAAUGGUGAAGUGGAAACAUUAGAACAAGCAGAACUUCACUCACCAGAAGAAUCUACCUGGCAGAAGGAUCCAGAUUAUGCACCACCUGUCAAGAAGAUGAAAAAGACAAAAAAAAGUAAACUACGCUACACAGAAGAAGGGAAGGACGUAGAUGUGUCUGUUUAUGACUUUGAAGAGGAACAGCAUGAAGGAUUGCUUUCUGAUGUUAAUGCAGAAAAAGUGGUUGGAAACAUGAAGCCUCCAAAACCAACAAAAAUUAAAAAGAAAGGUGUAAAGAAGACUUUCCAAUGUGAGCUUUGUAGUUACACUUGUCCCAGACGUUCAAACCUUGAUCGUCAUAUGAAGAGUCACACUGAUGAACGACCUCACAAAUGCCACCUUUGUGGUAGAGCUUUUAGAACUGUUACCUUGCUUAGGAAUCACCUCAAUACUCACACAGGUACUAGACCUCAUAAGUGCCCAGACUGUGACAUGGCCUUUGUGACCAGUGGCGAAUUGGUCCGACAUCGCCGUUACAAACAUACACAUGAGAAACCUUUUAAGUGUUCAAUGUGUGAUUAUGCUAGUGUUGAGGUAAGCAAGCUGAAGCGACACAUCCGAUCACAUACUGGGGAGCGCCCUUUUCAGUGCAGUUUGUGCAGCUAUGCUAGCAGAGACACCUACAAACUGAAGAGACACAUGAGAACCCACUCUGGUGAAAAACCAUAUGAGUGUUACAUUUGCCAUGCUCGCUUUACACAAAGUGGGACUAUGAAAAUGCAUAUAUUACAAAAGCACACUGAAAAUGUGGCUAAAUUUCACUGUCCUCAUUGUGAUACAGUUAUUGCAAGAAAGAGUGAUUUGGGGGUUCAUCUAAGAAAGCAACAUUCCUACAUUGAACAAGGCAAGAAGUGCCGCUAUUGUGAGACUGUCUUCCAUGAACGUUAUGCCCUGAUUCAGCACCAGAAGUCUCACAAAAAUGAAAAGCGAUUCAAGUGUGACCAGUGUGAAUAUGCUUGCAGACAGGAGCGUCACAUGAUAAUGCACAAACGAACCCAUACUGGAGAGAAGCCCUAUGCUUGCAGCCAUUGUGAUAAAACCUUCCGCCAGAAACAACUACUGGACAUGCACUUCAAAAGAUACCAUGAUCCUAGUUUUGUUCCUGCAGCAUUUGUUUGUUCCAAGUGUGGAAAAACUUUUACACGCAGGAAUACAAUGUCAAGACAUGCUGAUAACUGCACCGGCCCUGAUGGUACUGAUGGUGAAAAUGGAGGAGAUGGAGAAGUAGUACACAAAAAAGGGAAGCGUGGACGUAAGAGAAAGAUGCGCUCUAAAAAAGAAGGAUCAACAGAUAGUGAGGACAAUGCUGAACCAGAUCUGGAGGAGGAUGAGGAUGAUGACGAGGAUGAUGACGAAGAGGAUGACCUUCCAGUUGAGAUAGAAGCUGAACAUGACCAUGAACCAGAGCAGCCCUUAAGUCCAAUACCACCUCCUGCAAAGAAACGCAGGGGACGACCACCCGGAAAAGCAAAUCAACAAAAGCAAACUUCAGCUGUUAUUCAAGUGGAAGAUCAAAGUACUGGAGCCAUUGAAAACAUCAUAGUUCACGUAAAGAAAGAGUCUGAUAUGGAAGCAGAAGUAGUAGUAGAGGCUCCACCGCCUCCCCCUACAGUGGAUGCUCCAAAUGGAGAUCUCACUCCAGAAAUGAUCCUGAGCAUGAUGGACCGGUGAUGAUGGGCAGAAUCACUGAUUUCUCAUUGUACUGACUCAGACUGUGUUUAAAUGGCUCACUUCUAUUUUAUGGGAAAUGUUUUAAACACUUUUUUUUUUUUGCUUUCAAUUAAUUUUAAGGACUUGUUUUACCAUACCCGUACAGGGGAGAAAAGAUGCAAGGCACAUUGGCUGACCAAGGUUAACUUCUUAAAUGUUUGGAAACAGGAAAUCAUGGACAUAAUAAAGCUGCAUGUAGCUUUAAUUGCAUUUUACAGAUGUUAUUCAAGGAGGAGUAAUUACUUUCACUGUUAUAUAAUGUAUUGGCAGUGAAAUUUCAAGUGAAGAUAUUCCUAAUUUAAUUUAAAGACUGCAAAAAGUUUUUCCUUUUAUAGCCAAUCAUUUCCUUCUAAAUAGUAAUAGGCAUGUGUAACAAAACAUUAUAAACUUAAAACACAAAUGGACUACAGUACAAAAAAUUAUAUAUAUAUAUACCAGCUGCCUAUUACUUUUUGCAUAAAGUGUUGUAUGUUUGUAUUAGGGAACAUUGAAUUCUACUAAAGGCCUACCCUUUUAUUGUAACAAACAAUUAUGGUUUACAGUACUACUAGAUUGUUCCAGAGUAACACCUGAUUGCAAUAGAACAUUGUUGUCUGCCAUUAGCAUGCUUAAAGUUUAUUUUUGUUCUUUCCAAGCUCUUGCUUUGUUGUGCAAAACAUGACUUUGUAAAUAACUUUUUUAUAUAUAUUUUAAUCUUUUUCUAUCAAGAAAUUUGAAUAAUUGUGGAAAGAUGUUGUCAAAGUAAUUUUAAUUACUGACAUGGGAAAAUUUAAAUAUUGCAUAUAUUAGACUCCAAUUAUGAUUGUUUUCAAUUCUGAACUGAUAUUUCUACAUCACCCAAAUGUUUCUAAGCUAAAACAAAAAAAAAUUAACUUUUACUGAUACUUAAGCUUCAAAGUAUUCAUGUUUGGAUUCAGUGAUGUAGGCUUUUUUUUUUUUCACACAAGCCUUUUCCCUUGACAAUUUUUUUUUUUUUUUUGUCUGUAUUUAAUAACUUUAGAUUCACCUUGGAAUCAUUCAUAUAUUGUGAAAGUAUGUACACGACAUCAUGUUUAAAGACCAAUCCAUUCCUUCUCUGUAAUUUAUAUUUUCCCACUAUAUAUUGCUUUUCAAGAGUUAUCAGUUUAGAGAUUUGAAUAGGCUAAAAUGUGGGUUUUUUCCCUUUGCUGUCCUGUGUGAACUUUUUCAUUAUUUGAUGAGGCCAACGUUCAUAAAUUGUUAAGAAUAUUGUGAUGAGCAAAAAAGUAGAGGAUUUUUGAAAUGCGAAUGUACAACUGUACAGCUAAUAAAUGAUUAAUGUAG